GUCGCCACAUUGCAAGCGCGAUCAAAGAUGUGCUGAGUCAUCUAAGCAUAGAGAUUGCUGACUGUCGAGGCCAGGGGUACGAUGGCGCCAGCAAUAUGAGCAGCGAAAAUGUUGGCGUUCAAGCUUUGAUAAAAAAGGAUGCGCCUAAGGCAGUUUAUAUGCACUGCAAUGGGCAUUGCUUGAACCUUGUCAUUGCACGCUCUUGUGCUCUUCCAGUUGUGCGCAACAUGAUUGAUAAGAUGAAGUACAUCGUCAUGUUCUUCACCUGCAGCCCGAAGAGGGAACACCUUCUCAAGGAGGUUGUAGAUAAGGAGGCACAUUCUACCGGAAAGCGGAAGCCCCUGAUUGACCUCAGCCGCACAAGAUGGGCAGCACGGCAUGAUGCCUACAGUCACUUCUACAGUGCCUUUGUCUUCAUUAUUAAGGCUCUGGAAGUCAUGGCACAGGGUCUCCAUACAGAGGAGUACAGUGAAGAUGUCACCAGUGGAUGGGAGGGCAAGUACAAAGCAGAGGCCUAUGGUCUCUUGAGUGGGCUACAAAACUUUGGAUUCAUCCUCACAUUCCUCACCGUAUACCAAGUUUUAUCCCACCUGGCGGGCAUCACGGUGAAACUGCAAAGCACCUCACUCGACAUCAUCGAGGCAUUUAGCAUGGUUGAUGAGGUGAAGUCUGUCUACAAGGAGCUCCGCGAGACCAUCGACGACGACUUCAAUCAAAUCUACGAACAAGCAGUUAGGAUGGCUGCUCAGGUCAACGUGGAACCAACCCAGCCGAGAGCAGCUGGAAGGCAGAAACACAGGGAAAAUGUACCCGCUGAAGGAGUGAAGGAGUACUAUCUCCGGAACAUGACGAUACCCUUCUUAGACCAUGUCAUUUCAGAGUUUGAGUCCAGAUUUAGUCCCCUCUCUGUGACCGCAUCAAGGCUCAUGGGCCUAAUUCCAUCUGUCCAGUGCAACUCAGAUGUAACGGUGGACAUCUCUGAAGCAGUCGCUCUGUACCAAGAUGACUUGCCAUCACCAGAGGUCAUUGACCAGGAGCUGAAACGGUGGAAGUUGAAGUGGCAGGUCAAAGCAUUACACCAAAGACCAAGCUCAUGUGCCUCAGCUAUCAAAGAGUGUGAUGAGAUGAUGUAUCCGAACAUCUUCAAACUCCUGAAAAUUGCAUGCACCUUGCCAGUGACCUCCUGCGAAUGUGAGAGGUCUGCCAGUGUUCUCCGGAGACUCAACACAUUCAUGCGGAGCAGCAUGGGAGAGGACCGCAUGUCAUCCUUGGCUCUCAUCCAUACCCACUACGACAUGGCUCUGGAUCUGGAUGAAGCUGUCGAUCUAUACUCAAAAAUGCACCCAAGACGAUUGGAGCUGAUGAGCGUUCUGAUGCAAUAGAAGCCAUAGAAGAAGAAGAGGGAGACAUGGGGGUGGAGAGAUAGACAAUAAAGGACAGCAACAACAGACAGACAGAACAACAACAGAGACAGACAAUGGAGGGCAGCAACAGACAGGCAAUGGAAGAAAGCAACAGACAACUGAGGUGAGCAACAGAGACAGACAAUCACAGAUGUAGGAAGUUUGAGUAACACUUACAUUUAUAUCAAAUUCUUCAUUCUUGUUAAAGUUUUAAUGACUAUAGAGAUAGCUCAAUUGAAGCAAUUCAUGUCCAUUUAUGUUAACAGUGGGGAGCAACAGACAAAAAAUGAAGGACAGCAACAACAGACUCACAACAAACUUGACGAUGAAUAAAAUAUGUCUAAAUUAAAAGAUUUGAAGUGUGCUGGUGUAUUUAGGGGGCAUUGGAGUAGGGAGCCAAAUGAAGUCCACUUUCGGGGGGAAAAGAUCCCCCCCCACCACAAUGCUGGCU
Messenger RNA from Eleginops maclovinus (Patagonian blennie), 1854 nucleotides. Its product is annotated as 52 kDa repressor of the inhibitor of the protein kinase-like. The coding region runs from base 96 to 1382 and encodes 428 amino acids. The transcript is spliced from 2 exons. NCBI's taxonomy places the organism in Eukaryota, Metazoa, Chordata, Actinopteri, Perciformes, Eleginopidae. The record is from RefSeq and is a predicted model, not a curated record. Gene Ontology annotation, molecular function: protein dimerization activity.